AUUUCAUUAGAUAUCGUUUUGUACACUCCCCACAAACACUCAGGUUGAUAUAUUCCGAUCCUCUCAUUCUCUCUCUCUCUGUCUCUCUCUCCGUCUCUCUCCGUUUCGCUUUUGUGGUUUCAGUCUAAUCCAUGGCUACUCAAGGUCAAGUGAUCACUUGCAAAGCGGCGGUGGCCUGGGAACCCAAUAAGCCGUUGGUGAUCGAAGACGUGCAGGUGGCUCCGCCGCAGGCCGGAGAGGUCCGCGUCAAGAUUCUCUACACUGCUCUCUGCCACACCGACGCUUAUACCUGGGGCGGCAAGGAUCCUGAAGGUCUCUUCCCUUGUAUUCUUGGUCACGAGGCUGCAGGUAUUGUUGAGAGCGUGGGUGAAGGUGUUACUAUAGUUCAGCCAGGAGACCAUGUCAUCCCUUGUUACCAGGCAGAAUGCGGAGAAUGCAAGUUUUGCAAAUCAGGGAAGACAAAUCUUUGUGGGAAAGUACGUGCUGCCACUGGAGUUGGAGUCAUGAUGAGUGAUCGCAAAAGCCGUUUCUCUAUAAACGGAAAACCUAUCUAUCAUUUUAUGGGAACAUCAACGUUUAGCCAGUACACAGUUGUUCAUGAUGUUAGUGUUGCAAAGAUAGACCCAAAAGCUCCAUUGGAGAAAGUUUGUCUUCUUGGAUGUGGUGUUCCUACUGGUCUUGGAGCUGUUUGGAACACAGCAAAGGUAGAAGCGGGAUCAAUCGUUGCUAUUUUUGGCCUUGGGACUGUUGGUCUUGCUGUUGCAGAAGGUGCCAAAACAGCUGGUGCAUCGCGGAUCAUUGGCAUUGAUAUUGACAGCAAAAAGUUUGAUACAGCAAAGAACUUUGGAGUUACUGAAUUUGUGAAUCCAAAGGACCACGAGAAGCCAAUCCAACAAGUCCUUGUUGAUCUCACUGAUGGUGGUGUUGACUACAGUUUUGAGUGCAUUGGAAAUGUCUCGGUGAUGAGGGCUGCCUUGGAGUGCUGCCACAAGGGCUGGGGAACAUCUGUUAUUGUUGGUGUUGCGGCAUCAGGGCAGGAGAUCUCUACUCGUCCGUUUCAGUUGGUGACUGGUCGUGUGUGGAAAGGAACAGCCUUUGGUGGUUUCAAGAGCCGCUCGCAGGUGCCAUGGCUUGUAGAAAAGUACUUGAAGAAGGAAAUCAAAGUUGAUGAAUACAUCACCCACACUUUGACUCUUGGUGAGAUCAACAAAGCAUUUGAUCUGAUGCAUGAAGGGGGAUGCCUCCGGUGUGUGCUUUCUACCGAUGCAUGAAGUGGGAUGUCUUCGGGGUGUCCUUGCUACGGAUUCACGAAGAAUUCCAUUUAGGCUUAUUCCAUGUUUCUUGUGUGAUGGAACUCUCAUUAUCCUUAUCCCUUUUAACUUUGACACUGCUCUGCUUUGAUUAUAAAUAGAACUUCGGGCUGGUUUGCUAUGUGUUAUAUUAAAACAUCUUGCAGUUGUGCUUUGCUAUCGUAUGUGUAUUGUCGGAACGUUUUGCUGCAGAAUUAUAAGAUUUCUAUCGGUGUUUUGUCUU
Pyrus x bretschneideri (Chinese white pear) is the source of this 1533-nucleotide messenger RNA. RefSeq names its product alcohol dehydrogenase class-3. Gene Ontology annotation, biological process: formaldehyde catabolic process. The transcript is spliced from 9 exons. The record is from RefSeq and is a predicted model, not a curated record. The coding region runs from base 132 to 1271 and encodes 379 amino acids. Lineage: Eukaryota; Viridiplantae; Streptophyta; Magnoliopsida; Rosales; Rosaceae. Gene Ontology annotation, cellular component: cytosol. Gene Ontology annotation, molecular function: zinc ion binding; S-(hydroxymethyl)glutathione dehydrogenase [NAD(P)+] activity.